Molecule: messenger RNA, 5406 nt
Organism: Ilex paraguariensis (yerba mate)
Lineage: Eukaryota; Viridiplantae; Streptophyta; Magnoliopsida; Aquifoliales; Aquifoliaceae
Source: the annotation of a GenBank genome assembly
ACUACCCCCCUCGUAUUUGCAUUCUCUCUCUCUCUCUCUCUCUCGUCCUAACAACAGUCUGCCCCUCCAUCUCUCCAUACCUAUAUAUACACAUCUAUAUCUAUUUGUCUAUUUUGUCUUUCUAGAUUUGGUGAUUUCCAGAGGGACAAUUUGUUUUUGUAGUGAUUAUUUCAACACUUCAGAGGUCUGAAGAUUUUGCUGAUUUGCCUCUGCCUCUGCCGUUGGCAUGUCAUGUCCAUUUUCUGCUAGAAAGAAAAUAGAAAGAGUGAGACUUGAAUCUAUUAGGAUAUAUUAUUUAAUUUGUAUGCAUUUAUAUAAGAGAUGGGUUCUAAAGGAAGGUUGUUAUUUGAUCUUAAUGAACCCCCUGCUGUGGAUGAGGAGGAGAGUGAUGGUGUCUUAUGCUUACAGCCUCAAAGGGCGGUUCCUUCUUCAAGUACACAUGCUUCUGACUUGUUUGCAGCAUCCUUGGUCCCUGAAAGAAUAGUGAAUAACCAUGCUUUCUCCCAUGCAUCUUCUGUUUCGGGUUUUCAGCCUUUUGUUCGGCCAAAAGAUACUCAAGGAUCUGAAGUUUCUAUUGAACCGAAGUGGGGAUGGGAUAUGAGCUCCAGGGUAGCCUCAUCAUCUAAGUCGGGUAGCAGCAAGAAUCCAAAAGUAGCCCCACAACUAGAUUUGGGUUCUGCAGAUUUUCAGGCUGUUGAAAAAGAAGAAGGGGAAUGGUCUGAUGCAGAGGGAUCCACUGAUGACUUCAAAGGCAGUACUAUGCAGGAAUAUGUAAUUACUGGUAAUGACAAAGGCUCACAGGAAAAUGGAAUGGCUGAGCUGAUGGCUCAAAAUGAUGCUGGUGGAGCUUUGGAACAUGUUCCUCAGCAUGCUGAGAGUGUUGAGGAUGAAAAUAGUAAUCAUCCUUCGCUAGGAUUAGAUUCAGAUACAAAUGAUAGAAAAAGCAAUACUAGCCGAAAUUCAGAAGGUAGUUGCAAAGGUGAUUUCUCUAUAGAUGGUCAUGAAGAUUCUGCUUUGGUUUUAAAACGAAAAGAAGUUAAAGGAGUGGAAGCUAGUCAUGCACCAAAGUACGCCAACAAUACUGGAAAGCGGCCUAAGCUUGACCAGCACAAGGAAGCCAUGCUAGGAAAGAAGCGCAGUAGGCAGACCAUGUUUCUUAAUUUGGAAGAUAUCAAGCAAGCUGGCCCCAUCAAAACCUCAACUCCUAGAAGGCAGAACUUUCCAGCACCCAUUACAACCCGUACUGUGAAAGAAGCACGUCCUGUUCUUCCACCUUCUGAACGAACUGGAGAAAAGCAGAUGCAGCCGACGAUCAAGGAUGCUAAACUUGUUGAUUUAUCAUGCAAUGAAGGAAACAAUUAUCUGGAAACUGAUGACUCUAAAUCUGAAUGUAAUGGUGAUAUGAACUCGGCACUUCUAGCUCGGCCUAGGAGGCUAAAUAGUUCAACAGAUCUUGCUGCAGAGGCUCAACCACUUUCCAGACAAAGUUCAUGGCAGCAGCCCACAGAUUCGAGGCACCUCAAGAAUUUGCAGGUCUCCAGUAGGAAACCGGCUCUAAUGGGUCAAAUUUCCAUGGAUCUAAAAUUGGGAGUCAAAAAACUUUCUUCCAAGAAGCAACCUGUAGUCAGCACCCAGUAUCAAGAUACAUCGGUGGAACGGCUUCUGCGUGAGGUGACAAAUGAAAAAUUUUGGCAUCAUCCAGAGGAGGCUGAGCUUCAAUGUGUUCCUGGUCGUUUUGGAUCCGUAGAAGAGUAUGUCGGAGUAUUUGAGCCUUUGCUUUUUGAGGAGUGUCGGGCACAGCUCUACAGUACUUGGGAGGAGUCGACUGAAACAACUUCUAGAGACUCGCAUGUAAUUGUCCGUGUUAAAAGCAUUGAAAGACGAGAAAGAGGAUGGUAUGAUGUGAUACUUCUUCCAGCAAAUGAGUGCAAAUUCAAGGAGGGUGAUGUUGCAGUUCUUUCGUCCCCCAGGCCUGGAACAGUCAAAUCCAGGAGGAGCAAUGCCUCAGCAAUUGAAGAUGAUGAGGAGCCUGAGGUCAGUGGACGUGUGGCUGGUACUGUGAGGCGUCACAUACCUAUUGAUACACGUGAUCCUCCAGGUGCAAUCCUUCAUUUUUAUGUUGGGGACUCGUAUGAUCCUAACAGCAAGGUUGAUGAUGAUCAUAUUUUAAAGAAACUGCACCACCGAGGAACCUGGUUUUUAACUGUGCUGGGCUCUCUAGCAACCACUCAGAGGGAAUAUAUUGGCUUGCAUGCAUUCCGCCGCCUCAAUUCACAGAUGCAAACUGCAAUCCUUCAGCCUAGUCCAGAACACUUCCCCAAAUACGAAGAGCAACCACCUGCUAUGCCUGAAUGCUUUACGCCGGGCUUUGUUGACCACCUACGUAGGACCUUCAAUGGACCACAACUAGCAGCAAUUCAGUGGGCUGCAAUGCAUACAGCUUCUGGUACAACUAAUGGAAUGACAAAGAGGCAAGACCCAUGGCCUUUUACCCUAGUUCAAGGACCUCCUGGGACAGGUAAGACACACACUGUCUGGGGAAUGCUGAAUGUCAUCCAUCUUGUUCAGUAUCAGCACUACUACACUGCAUUGCUCAAGAAACUAGCACCAGAAAGCUAUAAGCAGAAUACCGAGAGCAAUUCUGAUAACGUUGCCACUGGAUCCAUAGAUGAAGUGCUCCAGAACAUGGAUCAGAAUCUCUUUCGCACUCUCCCAAAGCUUUGCCCAAAACCAAGGAUGCUUGUUUGUGCUCCUUCAAAUGCUGCAACGGAUGAGCUGCUUGCACGUGUUCUUGAUCGUGGGUUCAUUGAUGGUGAGAUGAAAGUUUAUCGGCCUGAUGUUGCCCGAGUUGGGGUUGAUUCCCAAACACGUGCUGCCCAGGCUGUUUCUGUUGAGCGUAGGACUGAGCAGCUUUUGUCGAAGAGUCGUGAUGAAAUAUAUGGAUGGAUGCACCAGUUAAGAAGCCGUGAAGCUCAGUUGUCUCAGCAGAUAGGUUGCUUGCAAAGAGAGCUCAAUGUUGCAGCUGCUUCUGGUCGUGCCCAAGGAUCUGUUGGUGUUGACCCCGAUGUCCUUAUGGCCCGGGACCAGAAUCGAGAUACUUUGCUGCAAAAUCUUGCAGCAGUUGUUGAGAACAGGGAUAAAAUUCUAGUGGAGAUGUCUCGACUUCUCAUUUUGGAAAGCAGGUUUCGUGCUGGUAGCAACUUCAAUUUGGAAGAAGCUCGUGCUAGUUUGGAAGCAAGUUUUGCCAAUGAAGCUGAGAUUGUUUUCACUACUGUCUCAAGCAGCGGCCGUAAGUUGUUCUCCCGCCUUUCUCAUGGUUUUGACAUGGUUGUGAUUGAUGAAGCAGCUCAAGCCAGCGAAGUAGCGAUACUUCCUCCCCUUUCUCUUGGUGCAGCACGCUGUGUUCUUGUUGGGGAUCCCCAGCAGCUUCCUGCAACAGUCAUCAGCAAGGCAGCUGGAACCUUAUUGUACAGUAGAAGCCUGUUUGAGAGGUUCCAGCAAGCAGGCUGCCCGACAAUGUUGUUGUCUGUGCAGUAUAGAAUGCAUCCUCAGAUUAGGGAUUUUCCUUCAAGGUAUUUUUACCAAGGACGCCUUACUGAUAGUGAAAGGGUUGCUAAUUUAUCUGAAGAGAUAUACUACAAGGAUCCUUUACUAAGACCUUACAUAUUUUAUGAUAUUACACAUGGUCGGGAGUCCCACCGAGGUGGGUCUGUAUCUUAUCAAAAUAUUUAUGAAGCACAGUUUUGUCUUCGUUUGCAUGAGCAUCUUCAGAAAACUUCAAAAUCUUUGGGCGUGGGAAAGGUAACUGUGGGAAUAAUCACUCCGUACAAGCUCCAACUGAAGUGCCUUCAACGUGAGUUUGAGGAUGUUUUAAAAUCAGAAGAAGGGAAGGAUAUUUACAUUAACACAGUGGAUGCUUUCCAGGGCCAAGAACGCGAUGUGAUUAUUAUGUCUUGUGUCCGUGCCUCAAGUCAUGGAGUGGGCUUUGUUGCAGAUAUCCGUCGAAUGAAUGUUGCUCUCACUCGUGCAAGAAGAGCUCUUUGGGUCAUGGGAAAUGCCAAUGCUUUGAUGCAAUCCGAUGAUUGGGCUGCAUUGAUUGCUGAUUCUAAAGCAAGGAAAUGUUAUAUGGACAUGGAUUCUCUCCCUAAAGAUUUCCUGGUACCAAAAACACCCGCUUAUGGUCCUUUGCCUGCCAAGGUCUCUAACAUGAGGGGAUUGAGAUCUGGUCUAAGACCCAGAUCGUAUGAUGUGCACAUCGAGUCCAGGUCCGUAACAUCAGCAGAAGAUGAUGAUGAGAAGUCCAAGACUUUAAUUUCUAGGAAUGGGAAUUAUCGGCCCUUAAAGCUGCCAAUGGAUAACUCUUUGGAUGAUUUUGAUCAGUCUGGUGAUAAGUCCCGAGAUGCCUGGCAACAUGGCAUUCAGAAGAAGCAAAAUUCGGCUGGGGUUGUGGGGAAGCGAGAGUUGUAGCAGUUUGUUUGGUGUUCACACAUACUCCUUAUGCCUUGUGGGAGCUUCAGAAGAUUAUGAAUUCCGAAUUUUUAUGGUGCUUGCUCCCGGCUUCAAAAGCUGUGGAGUAGUAGCCGCUUCAUGCUGAUAUCUUAGCAGAACACAGUGAUGCUCGAACAAGUUCCUGCUAAGAAUUAGUAUUUUACUCGAAGCAGUUGAAACAAUCGGAGAAAAUGAGGACCGAAGAGAUAUGUCUGUGGAAGAUUGACCUUGGUUAACAGAUCUGUUUGAUUCCUCACAAAAUGCACCCUCCUGUCGUGUAGUUUGUGCCCAUUCAAACUCUUAAGCAUUGGCUGUUAAGAUUCAAAGGAACUAGUGACGUGGCAUGAAAAGCAUUUCGACUGUUUGAAUCUCUCAGCCGGAUCUUUUGCCUGGAAAGAUACUUGCCCAGGUUCAUAUCUUUCUUGGACUGCAUGGUUUGCUUGACUAGAAGUCAGGGGAAAGCUUCUCUCAAUUGUGGCCUCGUCUUUUUGGCUCAGUUUUGACAACCUACAUACAGCUACUGACCCCUGGAUCAUGGAUUGCUGAUUAAGAGCUGUCGGUUGUAGAGUUAACUGAGAUGGCUGUGAUACACCUUUUGGGACAUGCAUACAUUCCUUUUUAUCGUUUCUGGAGGGAUAUCCAAUUUUAGGGGCUAUUGUAUGUUCAUCCAUUAGAUUUAGAGUGCCAUACCUGCAUCAAAGUGGGUGUACUCAAGUUAACAUUCUUUAUAGAAUAGGUGGUGGGUACAUCAUUUGUAUAACAAAAAUCUUACAGCAGAGGCACUUUUAGGAUACUCAAUGUUUUGUACAUAUUUUGAGCUGGUUUUAUAUGAUUCUUUCUUGAAGCAUUCUAGUUUUUUUUUAUUUUUCUUAUGGCUCGGAAAUAUUCUUUUGUUCUAUAUGGAAAAAUGCAUCAUGU